Penicillium verrucosum is the source of this 1419-nucleotide messenger RNA. RefSeq names its product NAD(P)/FAD-dependent oxidoreductase. NCBI's taxonomy places the organism in Eukaryota, Fungi, Ascomycota, Eurotiomycetes, Eurotiales, Aspergillaceae. The coding region runs from base 1 to 1419 and encodes 472 amino acids. Gene Ontology annotation, molecular function: oxidoreductase activity. Gene Ontology annotation, cellular component: late endosome; cytoplasm. Gene Ontology annotation, biological process: retrograde transport, endosome to Golgi. The record is from RefSeq and is a predicted model, not a curated record. The transcript is spliced from 2 exons.
AUGGAUUUAUUUUCAUCAAUUUUCCGAUUUCUGUCCUCAGCGCCCGCCAAAUUGCUUACCGGCGGAUUCCUACUCCAACAACCAGUCGAUGGUGUCUACGAUGAUGCCCUCCCAAUCGAGCAAGACAUCACGGUAAUUCUUGGCGCUGGUGUUAUAGGUCUCUCAACGGCCUACUAUCUAGCUCUCUCGCUGAAAGAAAAUGGUACAUCUUCUUUGUCAUCUCGACCAAAUGUGGUUGUGGUUGAGCCAUCGCAUGACAUCUGCCCCGGGGCAUCUGGUGGUGCCACAGGGGGAUUAGGCGAUUUUGGAUUUAGCGACACAGUUUCACCUUUGGGGGAACUUUCCUAUGGGCUACAUAAGGAAUUAGCUUCAACUUAUCAGGGCAGGAAGAAUUGGGGUUUUAGGGACCAAAAUAUUUUCCGUGUGACACCGAAAAAUUUCACAGGAGACCUAUUGCCACCAGAUUCAUGGGCUCCAGUACCUCCUGUGGAAACGGAUUUAUCUAGCCUACCCGACUGGAUAAAGUCUUCUGACCACUGGUCAGUGCAAUUGCUGGCGCCCGUGCCUCAUUCCUCUCAUAUUGACCCGGCGCGUUUCUGUCAAUUCUUAUACAAACAAUGCAAAGAUUUGGGUGUGCAGUUUCGCUUUAAUUCUCUCGUCACCUCUGUCCAACAGGCCGAGAAUACCGAGAGUUUCCGCAGCGUUACCAUCAAAUCUAGCACGACUACCCAGACAACUGAGAGUAUUCCAUGCCAUGCUUUGGUAAUUGCAGGUGGGCCUUGGUCUCCCAACAUAUUCUCUACGUUGUUCCCAGAAGCAACCGUGCAACUUCGCAUGAAUACAACAUGGUCAGCUGGAAAUCAUGUCCGGGUUCGCAAUCCCCGCCCGGAGAUAUCUGAUGAAUAUGCCAACUCGACCCAGAUAUUUUUGAACAAUGUUCUAUCAAACUCCGACACAAUGGACAUAACUUCAUUUCUCGAUGGUUCGUUGUAUUUGGGAGGAUGGGGCGCAAUACCAGAGAUUUUACCAGAAUUUGCAGACAAUGUCAAGCCGCAACAAGCAGAGAUUGAUUCCUUAUUGAGAGUGGCCCGUCAGUAUCUGUCCCUUGGACCAGACGAGGCAUUGGAGGCCUUUGAUACCGGGCGUUGCUAUCGCCCAUGCGCGGUUCCCAACAAACCAAUCAUAACAAAAGUUAAAUGGUCUCUUUUGGGAUAUCCGAACGAUUUGCAAAGGACGGCCAGUUCUUGCUCCACGGACCUAGUGGGACAUAAACAAGCCGUAGUAGGGGGACUUUAUAUCAAUACUGGUCAUAAUAGUGAUGGAGUGACUCUCGGCCCGGGAAGUGGGAAGGUGAUGAGUGAAUUGCUUUUGGGACGAACGCCUUCUGUUCCCGUCUCGGCGUUUGAUAUAGAAUCUUAG